CAGAUGGAGCUGUUUUAGCCGAGCUGGCGCUGCCGGAGCCUCCGAGAUGAGCACGGCAGAGGCUGACUGCUGGGCUUGGCUGCUGGUGCUCAGCUUCGUGUUUGGGUGCAAUGUACUCAGGAUCCUCCUCCCGUCCUUCUCCUUCACGUCCAGGGUGCUGCAGAAGGACGUGGAGCAGGAGUCUCAGAUGCGAGCAGAGAUCCAGGGUAUGAAGCAGGAGCUCUCCACCGUCAACGUGAUGGACGAGUUUGCCAGAUACGCCAGGCUGGAGAGAAAGAUCAACAAGAUGACUGAUAAGCUCAAAACUCACGUGAAAGCACGGACAGCUCGGUUGGCUAAGAUAAAAUGGGUUAUAAGUGUUGCAUUCUACAUAUUGCAAGCUGCCCUGAUGGUCACACUCAUCUGGACAUACUAUUCUGUCCCUGUGACCGUGGUGCCGAGUAGAUGGAUAACUCCACUAGAACGCCUGGUAGCAUUUCCCACUGGAGUAGCAGGGCUUGCAGCAAAGGAACUGACGCCUAGAGAACUUACGUGUCCAGUGUCACCGAAAUGUGAAGUAGCAGGGCUACAGUUCAACCCAAGCCUGCCUCAGUAA
This is a messenger RNA of Lipotes vexillifer (Yangtze River dolphin), 595 nucleotides long. NCBI's taxonomy places the organism in Eukaryota, Metazoa, Chordata, Mammalia, Artiodactyla, Lipotidae. The record is from RefSeq and is a predicted model, not a curated record.